Danio rerio (zebrafish) is the source of this 460-nucleotide messenger RNA. RefSeq names its product cyclin dependent kinase 2 associated protein 2 (gene cdk2ap2). The record is from RefSeq and is marked provisional. Lineage: Eukaryota; Metazoa; Chordata; Actinopteri; Cypriniformes; Danionidae. Gene Ontology annotation, cellular component: nucleus.
GGAGAAGAACCGACACCUCCGCGCACAGAAACUAUUCCCGUGCGUUAAUAUUCAUAUUUACCUCCCCGAACAACUACAAACCGGCGAACAGAAACCACAUUUAACCGUUCAGCGAGUCGUGAAGUGUUCCCGGUUGUUGUUGUCGGUUUCAUUUGUCGGCUUGUUGGAUAUUUAGCGCGUGUCGCUGUCGAGCGAGUUUGCGGAAGAGGUCAACGCCGUUCCUGCUUCGGACGCCAAAGCCCAACGAGAUUACAUUCGGGGGAUAAGCAGAAAGUUUUCAUCACGCGAGGUUACAGUCGACGGCGGUGUAAAUAUGAGUUACAAGCCGAUCGCCCCCGCACCCACCGGCUCCAACCACACUCCUCCAGGAUCUUGUGGCUCUUCUCCAUCACUGGCCUCCUCUUCAAACUUUAGACCAGCAUUUAGUGACUUCGGUCCUCCAUCGAUGGGCUUUGUACAG